Molecule: messenger RNA, 1384 nt
Organism: Wasmannia auropunctata (little fire ant)
Lineage: Eukaryota; Metazoa; Arthropoda; Insecta; Hymenoptera; Formicidae
Product: transmembrane protein 138
Exons: 4
Coding region: 80-568 (162 amino acids)
Cellular component (GO): cilium
Source: RefSeq, a predicted model, not a curated record
CGUUCGCGCGUCACAACAAAACCUCCAGAAGCACAUGUAGUGUAUUUACAUUCCGCGAUAUUAAUUGCACAAGCGGUAAAUGAAUUCCUUAAAUACGAGGCGGUACACGGUAAUUGUAAUCCUGCAGUAUGUCAUUUUGCUCUUUGACGUUUGCGUGAAUUCGUUUGCGAGCUUCGCCAGGCGUCAUCCAACGGACCUGCUGGUACUCUAUGUAAUUCAAGAUUUCUGCCUCAUUGUGGCCCUCACGUUGCUGCUAGUAAACUUUUUCUCCACUUACAUCUUCCAGGCAGGUUUGAUACAGUUGCUGUACACGAGAUUCCGCAUGACAUUAGUAUUAUGCAUCAUAUACAUGAUAUUGUCAAUCAGUUUGCAUACGUGGCACAUUACUAUACACUGGUCAGCGCCAUUGGAACAUUACUGGACAAGAGGAUUUCACACUCUUUAUUCUGCACAUAGAACAGUUGCAGUGCUGUAUUAUUAUUUCUACAAAAGAGCCUCUCUGAGGAUCGGCGAUCCAAGAUUUUACAAGGGUUCCGCUUGGGUACAGAAGCAGUUGAGUAUUUCAUGACUACGUGUGUAAUUCAAAUUCGAGACGAGACACAAAGGAUAAUUGUAAUUCCGACAAAAUACAAGGAUACGCGCAUCUGUCUGUGAUUGAGAUUUGAGAAAUUUACACGGUAUCUUAAGCUAUUUACGCAAUAACAUACCUUUGUACAAGUUUUAUAUGAUCGUAUAUGUGGAUGAAACGACGAGAUUGCUACAUAUUCAUACAUCUGAAUUAUAUUAAUUUCUAAAUUCAUAUAUUAUACAUUGUACAAUUUAUAUACAUUGUGUAAAAAACUUUUAUUACAAAGUAUCUUUAUAUAUGUAUGUAUAUACAUAUUUAGCCUUUGAGAUCAAGAAAUAGUUGAUUUUAUACAUUAUCGAAAAAUAUUUGUGCCACUGCAUGCAUUAAUACAUUAAUGAAAAAUAAAUCAUUACUGUCAUGCUUUUACAUUAUCCUUUGUGUUAUUUUAACUAUCCUGGUGUUGUUUUACAUUCGUAAUUACUAAUUCUGUAAAGUUCGAGUGAUAAUUGAUGUCUUAUCUAUUUAAUUAUAUACUAAAAUUUGUGUUAAUAAAAUCGAAACAGUAAUUAAAAUUCGAUAAUAUAUAGAAGAUAAUAUAUUGUAUUGUAACUUUUAUCCGCUCAUUGUUAUGUGCCAAUAUUAUAUUUAUAUUAAUACAAAAACGUAAAAUUGAAAUCAAUAUUGCAUAUAGCAUUCCUUUUUUAUAUAUACAUUAUUACAAAUUUUUAUAUUAUUUUGUCUGUUUUUCGAUGUAAUGAGUAACGAUUCCAAUUAUACGUUUAAUGUUUGUUGAUAAUAAAUGUAUAUAGCAAGUGA